Messenger RNA from Vigna radiata var. radiata (mung bean), 1013 nucleotides. RefSeq lists its product as uncharacterized. The coding region runs from base 32 to 760 and encodes 242 amino acids. Lineage: Eukaryota; Viridiplantae; Streptophyta; Magnoliopsida; Fabales; Fabaceae. The record is from RefSeq and is a predicted model, not a curated record. The transcript is spliced from 3 exons.
UUUUUUUUUUAUUAAUUUUAAUAAAUGAAAAAUGGCUUAUACAUCAGUUUCACACACCGACUCAACAUGCGCACCGGUAAUCUUUCUCUAUAUAAAUUAUAAACUCUUCGUAUCUCUAAUUCUCUCUCUACCCUCUUCUUCUUCUUCUUCUUCUUCAACUUGGAGUUUCUCUCUCCUCGUAGUGAUCAUAUUCUCUCUUUUUCUCUGUGUUCGUGUGCUCUUUGGCUUUCUGGGUGCGUUUUCUCUCUACUUUCUCCCCUCUAAAUUCUCUUUUUCUCUUCGUUCAAUCUUCGGGGCACGCCGAAAACAAUGGUGGAUCUUCCAACGGUUUGCUGCAUGUGCGGCGACGUGGGUUUCCCUGACAAGCUUUUUCGCUGCAACAAAUGCCGUCAUCGCUUCCAGCACUCAACCUCUUUUAUCUUCACAACCAUCAUACACGAACCACGAUCGUGGUCCUACUCUUGCCAGCUUUUAUCUUCAUGGGUAUUGUAGCAACUACUACGGAGAAUUACCUGAGAUAGAACUGUGCGAUUGGUGCCAGAGCGAAGAGAAGAACCUGAGACAUAUUGGGUCAAAUUCGAAGAAACCAGUGACUGGAAACGAGGCCGGAGCCACCCACCGUUCGGAAUAUUCCGGCGAGAAAAUGAUCAAACAGCAUGAUCAUCGUGAAGAGAGUGGUUCUGAGAAGGGGAAGAGUCCCACACCGUCGCCACGACCCGGCACACGCAGGUACAAGCUUCUGAAGGAUGUAAUGUGUUAAGAGAGGGAAAGGAAACCAAGAAGAAGAAGAAGGAAAAACAAGACAAUAUUAUAGGUGACUUUUGUGUCUUUUAAAGAUGUUUCUGUGUUAAUAGCCUGUAGUAGCUUUGCAAAGAGUGUGUGUUUCUUGAGUGUUUUUCUCUACUAUGAUCCUUUCGUCUUGAUGAGUGGCUUUUGAAGCAAGUUGUGAAUAAAACAAUGCUACUUUAGUAUCUACUAUAUAGUAUCUAUUAUAAUCUUCCUGUUUUUAAUUA